AUGAGGAGUUACUUGUUGCUGUUGUUGCCUGCGGCGGUGAUUGCUGGCUCGGUUGUCGGACCGAUUACUGAUGAUUUUAAAAGCUGGUUGAAUAGCAAUAACUACGUUGCCGAUGAUUUCCAACGAGAAGACCACGGCACUCAAGGAAGUUAUGGUGGCAAAAGCUCAGCGAAUCCAAAGAGCACAAAAACUCCAGUUAUCUUCAUCCACGGCAACUCUGAUUCAGCACUUUCAUCUAGCAUGACAGCAACUGGAUGGGACAACACGAUCACUUACUUCCUGUCAAAAGGCUACACCACGGCCGAUCUGUAUGCAACCUCUUGGGGUGACACAAAUGCCCUGAAUGCUGAGACAAGGACUCACAACUGCAAGGAUGUCCUCCGAUUGCGACGAUUUGUUGAGGCUGUAUUAAAAUAUACGGGCCAAAAGAAGGUUUCCUUGAUUACACACUCGAUGGGGGUGACGCUCGGCCGGAAAUUGAUCAAGGGAGGGCCAAUCAAUGCUGUUGACGGAAAUUGCGAUGUCGGCGCCUCGAUGCAAAAAAGCGUGGAUGUGUUCCUCGGAUUGUCCGGUGGAAAUUACGGCCUAUGUACCUGCGAGGCGAGCGGAUCUCUGGCCCCUACCUGCCGACAUGAUAAUGGCCUCUGGGCUGGAGACUCGUGCGGUCUGAAUUACUACGAUUGUGGAUUGAGCCCGUUGCCGUGGCCAUGCUCAGGACCUACAUAUUCGAAGUUCCUCACUGACCUUAACCAAGAUCCGGGUCGCGAGGCCGCGUACGUCUUCAGCGCCUGGAGCCAGGCUGAUGACCUUAUCCUAUUCGGCGACAUGGUCUGGGGACGACCCACCAGCUUGAUCCCGAGUUCAACCGGUUACAAGAUUUAUUCCACAUACGGUCACAUGGCCACCAAAGAACUAACCGCCAACGAUCAAUACGAUAUGGUCGUCAACAAAAAGGUGCCGAACACCACCGAUCAUCCCACGCAAAAAAUUGGA
This is a messenger RNA of Mesorhabditis spiculigera, 993 nucleotides long. The record is from the annotation of a GenBank genome assembly. Lineage: Eukaryota; Metazoa; Nematoda; Chromadorea; Rhabditida; Rhabditidae.